Neoarius graeffei (lesser salmon catfish) is the source of this 3117-nucleotide messenger RNA. RefSeq lists its product as uncharacterized. The record is from RefSeq and is a predicted model, not a curated record. Gene Ontology annotation, cellular component: microtubule plus-end; cytoplasm; nucleus. Gene Ontology annotation, molecular function: microtubule plus-end binding. Bases 183 to 2294 code for a protein of 703 amino acids. The transcript is spliced from 16 exons. Gene Ontology annotation, biological process: cytoplasmic microtubule organization. NCBI's taxonomy places the organism in Eukaryota, Metazoa, Chordata, Actinopteri, Siluriformes, Ariidae.
GAAGGAGGGGGAGGAGAAGGAGGAGAGAGAGAGAGAAAUGAGCUCCUCAUUAUGACCAUUAGAGCUCUGGAGUCCGAACUCGGUUCUUCCGCAUGAACACGCAGGUCCAGUGGCUUGGUCAAUAAACAGACGUUGCAUCCAGUAUACUAUGAUGAAGAUCUGCUCACGACCUGAAGGGGGAGAUGACUAAAGAGGAAGUGUUGAAGGAGUCCUCGGAAGAAAACGCAGUCCUGGACCGGUCCAGUGUUCUUUCCAACGCUCCUGCUCGCCCUGUUAUUCACCAGGUGGCAUCUGCACCCAUGCCCUCUGACUCUGACUUCUCUUUCUUCGACCCCAGUGAUCCGCAGUGCAGGGUGGUGCUGUUGGAUCCCCGUACCACGGUCCCUGAGCUAUUUGCAGUGCUCAGACAGUGGGUCCCUCAAGUGCAGAAGAACAUCGCACUCAUCGGUAACGAGAUUCUGAAGAGAGGUUGUGGUGUCAAUGACCGAGAUGGGCUUACUGACAUGAGCUUGCUGCAUUACUGCUGCAAAGCUGGUGCACCAGGCAUAGGUGAUGCAGAGAGCGCAGCGAGUUUUGCCCGGAAACUCUUAUCUCUGGGAGCAGACCCGUCUCUGCGCAGCCGCUGGACCAACAUGAGCGCCCUUCAUUACGCUGCCUACUUCGACGUUCCUCACCUCAUCCGUGUGGUGUUGCAGGCGUCACAGCCGGGAGAAGUGGAUGCCACCUGCAGUGAUUUUGACUUCGGCACCGCCCUGCACAUAGCCGCUGCUAACCUCUGCACCGCUGCAGUCCGCUGCCUGCUAGAGCUCGGAGCUAAUCCUGCAUUCAGGAAUGAUAAGGGACAGUGCCCUGUAGACGUGGUGCCCGAGCCUCUGGACAUGCCUCUUGAGAUGGCAGAUGCUGCAGCUCAGGCCAAAGAACUGAGGACUAUGCUGAGGGACGUUCUACCCCAACCCGUCACUCCUCGGCCUCUCUUGCUUGGGCAACCCCUUGACCUUCACUCCGAGAAAGCCCGAGCACAUCUCGCUAAUAUGGGUAUCUGUCUCGGAGACAAAGUCGUCAUCGCCGGCCAGAAGAUAGGGACCCUGCGGUUCUGUGGGAGCACCGAGUUUGCCGGGGGUCUGUGGGCUGGUGUGGAGCUUCAGCAGCCAGACGGGAAGAACGACGGAUCUGUGGCUGGUGUGCAAUACUUCACCUGUCGUAUGAAACACGGAAUCUUUGCCCCUCUUUCAAAAAUCAGUAAAUUCUCUGAGCGACGCAGACCCAUCCCUCGUCACCCCGCCGCUCCUCUCCGCCCUCUUCGCCACAUCGACCUCUCCCGGGUCAAGUCGAAAGUCAACACAGGUGCUCUGUCACGCAGCUGUUCCACAUCCUCUUCCUCUCUGGAUUCCAGACACACCUCUGUUCUCCACCUUCCGAUUCCUGCACCUCGACAAAGACGUCCCCUUCGUCCUCGUCAGGAACAAACACCUCCUAAUUCCAGAUCUACUCCUCCACCAUCCUCGCAGUGUGGUACGACGCGCAGCAGGACUCCAUCAGCCUGCAGCUCGGUGUCAGAUGUUCCCAUGUUGCGAUUGGGAGAGCGAGUUCUUGUGAUCGGUCAGAGGACAGGAGUUGUCCGAUUCUGCGGCAAGACCAGCUUUGCCCCAGGAAUUUGGCUUGGGAUUGAACUGGAUAAGCCCAGUGGGAAGAACAAUGGCUCUGUUGGAGGAGUGAAGUAUUUCAGCUGCCCGCCUAAACAUGGAGUAUUUGCUCCACCUUCACGAGUGCAGCGGAUCCAUGGUUCUGUGGACUGCCUGUCUGAACUGUCCUCCUCCCGAUCCAAUCCCACCUUCACUGGAAUGCGUCGUAGUUUGAGCACCACUUCAGCCAUCGCCACACAGCGAGAGCCAAAUCGGAAGACUCAAGUGAGCCGCAACCAUUUGUCCAGCACCCAGCGGCGGUGGACCUCCAUCAGUUUGGCCUCAGGUGUAGCCUCUCCUCGAGGUUCAGGCACUCUAGGUGGCAGCAUGAGUUCCUCCAGUACAGACAGCGCUGUCAAACUGCACCUGGGCAUGCAGGUCCUGCUCAUCAGCGCCAAUGAAAUGGGCAUCAUCCGCUACUUUGGCACUACUGACUUUGCACCAGGCCUCUGGCUGGGCCUGGAGUUGCGUAGUGCUAAGGGGAAGAAUGACGGUUCAGUUGGCUGUAGGCGGUACUUCAGCUGUCGGCCUUUCCAUGGUGUCCUGGUGCGCCCGAGCAGGGUCACGUACCGCGGUAUUAAUGGAGCCAAGCUGGUUGACGAAAGCAGCUGAGACCACAGGCUAUUAUCUUUUUCCCCACUUUCACCUGUCUCUCAGCUCAGUCAUGCUCUUUUUCUUCUAAUAAGCAGCUGGAUGGAGGGAUAUGCUGCCAGAGGAUGAGAUGAAGCACUUGGAAAGCACAAAGGACAGGGUUAUUAGUCAGCAAUUCAGUCUAUGUAAUGAGAUUUAUUAUUGUGUGUUGUUUGGGUUCUGGAUGAUGUUUACUGGGGAAUUUAGUUCAGUCAUUUGUUUUUGUCUUAGACAGCGUUCACCUUGGAAGUGAAGUCAGUUAUUUAAGUUAUAAUCAGUGACGUUAUGAUUAAGUUAACGUUAGUUUCUGAGAAUUUAAUGUUUUAUUUGGUUUGUUAAGUGAAUAGCUGAACAGUAGCAAGUUGUAAGCACUUUAAACAAAAACAAUGAGGAUUAUGACAAUGACUUUCAUCAAGCGCAUGGUGUAAUGAAAAGUGAACAUAUUCAUAUCAUGUUAUAAAGCACCCGUCAGGUAUUAUACACGUUGUCGAAAUGUUUAUGAAAAUUCAUUACGCUUUAGAGCAAUGUUUACUGUGCAUUAUGAAUUGUUAAUAUAAGUAGUGCUCAUAACAUAUUAGAGUACUUCACCAUUACCAAGGAAACCAAAAGGGUAAUAUGGGGAAGCCAUGGUCUAAUGGUUAGAGAAGCAGUUUUAGGACCAAAAGGUUGCUGGUUCAAUUCUCUGGACCAGCAGGAAUGGCUGAAGUGCCCUUGAGCAAGGCGCCUAACCCCUAACUGCUCCCCAGGCUGCUCCGAGUACGUUGUACAUCGCUCCGCAUAAGAGCUAAAUGCUAUUAAUGUCAUG